AUGGACGAGUCUCGACUUGGUUACAUCAAACCUGAGGACGUCUUCGAGUUAGUCACUGAGAACAAAGCGAAGAAGAAAUUUUUGAUAAUAGAUGUUCGUGGGAAUGAUUUAGGAGAUAAAGUCAUCAAAAGUGCCAUAAGCAUACCUUCAUACAAUUUCCGCGACACAGCAGAUUCUUUGGCUUCGAUGUACUCUUCAUAUGACUUGGUGAUAGUCCAUUGUAUGAUGUCUCACUCUCGAGGUCCAUCUUGUGCCUAUAUGUUAAAUUUUGCUUUUCAAAACCCUAAAUACAAAGACAGUAAAACGGAAAUUAAAGUACUUUCGGGGGGUUUUGAGAAGUUUUAUGAUAUGUAUUUCGACAAAGAUGUGUUCGAUACCGUCUAA
Entamoeba invadens IP1 is the source of this 384-nucleotide messenger RNA. RefSeq lists its product as hypothetical. The transcript has a single exon. The record is from RefSeq and is a predicted model, not a curated record. Lineage: Eukaryota; Evosea; Mastigamoebida; Endamoebidae. Gene Ontology annotation, molecular function: protein tyrosine phosphatase activity. Bases 1 to 384 code for a protein of 127 amino acids. Gene Ontology annotation, cellular component: nucleus; cytoplasm.